UAUCGCACGCCUCUCAGAUUUAUGUUACAUGUAUGUCAGGUUUCAUAAUACAUUUAUAUUCACUAAGCAGAAGGAGGACUAGAUGCGUAUAAACGUAGCCUGUUGAACAUCGACAGUGUAUAUAGAAACUCUACUUGCGUGUUUUUAAGGCGUCCUCGAAAGAUUUAGAAAGAGGCGAUGGCGGAGGAUAUCCGGGAUGUCUCAACCAUUUCCGACGACCAUCAAGACAAUAAUGCUACUACUUGUGCCGACGAGAUCGACACCGUAAGCGAGGAUAUUGUUGACGGUCUCAAUUCCGAACUCGUGAGUUGCUUUGUCCCCGAUGCGUUUUUCAAACUCUUCAGUACUACUAGUUCCGCAGCCGUUGAGAAUGAAAGAACGGACGGCAGAGCUGUUUCAACAAUGGAUGACCACGGAUUACAGGAGGUAGCAGAAAUCCUCCACCAGUCAAUAACAACUCUUGACCAAUGGUUCUACGGGACGCCAGAGGGCAGGGAGCUGCAGAGGACCUUUCUUGAAGAGUUUCCCGAGCUCAGGGACCCAGUGGAAGUGGGGCUGCGCAAUCUCCUCCACGUCUUGACACCAGUACUAACCCAGCUACAGGAUAGGUCUCAUCCCCACUUUCAAGACAUAGAACGAUGGUUUUCUACCUACCAUAUGCUUGUGAAGGUAGCUGUUAAUUUUCUUCACGGAGGAGUGAUGAGGCUGAUGAAGAGUAAUGCUGACAAAGGAAACAUGUCACUUGAUGUGUCAAGAAUCAUCAACGAGUUAGCGUCUAUCCGUGUAAUAACUGACAUUGGUAAACAUCUCUGCGAGACGCAAGAAGGGUUGGCGAAGCUCACAGGAUUCUUUCUUCAGAUUCCUGAGCCCAUGAGACCCGAUGAAAGGGCGUUCCGUAAUCUGCUCCAAAACCUUCCAGAUAUACUUAACCAGAUGAAAGAUACCUCUAAUCCCCUGGUUCAAGCAAUAGAACAAUGGUUUGCAAACUCCAAUGUGCUCAUAAGGCUGGCUCUAGAUUUUCUGCAUGGAGCUGUCAUGGGGUUGAUAAACAAUGAGGCUUGCAAAGGACUUGGCCCACUGGAUGUGACACACAUUUUCGUGGAGGUUGGACAACCAAUACUUUGUUGUUGUAAACUUGUGUUUCUAUUUUAUCCAUGUUCAGGCAAUUGGGCAACCACAGAUACACAUAGCAAGAACGUGAAGAAGGCGCUUCACCAGGUUAAAACUUCUUGGGGCCAAUGGCUCUUUGAGACUCCAAAUGGCCAAGUCAUCCUCAAGACCAUAUUCAUGGAACUUCUUGGACCUAUGAGGCCAGUUGACAACGGAUAUCGUAAUGAUCUUCAGUUAACGGGGGAUUGCCUUAUCCAGUUGAAGAACAGCUCCGAUCCCCUUUUCCAGUCACUAGAACGGAUGUUGGUAGAGGACCAAGAGCUUUUGGCACUGUUUGUAAAGGCUUUUCAUAUAAUGCUGGUGUGGUCGAUCAACACGAGGUCCCAAAUUAAUCUUCUGUGCAUCCGUGUACUACAGAUAUUAAAUGAGAUCAAUGAGAAAAAUGGGUACCCGGUGUCUCGUCGCUUGUUCUGGCUCCAAGGCCUGGAAUCUAGUCCACAUUUACGCCGUGACCUGCUCCAGUACGCCAAGAAUACCACCUCCGAAUCCAAGGUUGGAAUCACUCAAUUUUUUUAA
Strongylocentrotus purpuratus (purple sea urchin) is the source of this 1686-nucleotide messenger RNA. RefSeq lists its product as uncharacterized. The coding region runs from base 178 to 1686 and encodes 502 amino acids. The record is from RefSeq and is a predicted model, not a curated record. The transcript has 10 exons. Lineage: Eukaryota; Metazoa; Echinodermata; Echinoidea; Camarodonta; Strongylocentrotidae.